CCAUACCCCUUAGUAUUUAUAAACCUCAUUGCCUUCUUGCUUGCAGCACCAUCACACAGGAUACAUAGCCUGUGUAUUCUAUCUACAUUUGCACUAAAAUGGCAACCUCAAGUUCACUUUGUAUGUUCUGGUUCUCAUUACUGGCAAUAUUCAGUAACGUUGCUCUCAAAGCGGAUGCUCGAGCAUUCUUCGUGUUUGGGGACUCAUUGGUCGACAAUGGCAACAACAACUACUUGGCUACAACUGCCCGUGCCGACAAUGUGCCAUAUGGAGUAGAUUAUCCCACUCGACGCCCCACUGGCCGUUUCUCCAACGGAUAUAACAUCCCAGACCUUAUCAGUCAAGCUAUAGGCGCAGAAGCAACAUUGCCGUACUUGAGUCCAAUGCUCACAGGUCAAAAUUUACUGGUUGGAGCAAACUUUGCUUCAGCUGGUGUUGGAAUACUCAAUGAUACAGGGGUCCAAUUCGUAAACAUCAUAAGGAUGCCACAGCAGCUGGCAUACUUGGAGCAAUAUAAACAAAGGGUGAGUGAGAUAAUUGGCCAGCAAGAGACUGAAAGGCUUAUAAGCCAAUCUUUAACCCUCAUGACACUUGGAGGCAAUGAUUUUGUAAACAACUACUAUUUGGUCCCUUUCUCUGCAAGAUCUAGACAAUUUGCACUAUCGGAUUAUGUCCCCUACAUUGUCUCUGAGUACCGCAAAAUUUUAAUGAGGCUAUACGAAUUGGGAUUACGUAGGGUUUUGGUCACUGGAACUGGCCCGUUAGGUUGCGUGCCUGCAGAACUAGCACAGCACAGCAGGAACGGUGAAUGCUCCGAGCAGUUGCAAAGAGCAGCGGGAUUGUUUAACCCUCAACUCCAAAACAUGCUAGACAGUCUCAACCAAGAAAUCGGGAGCCAUGUAUUUAUUGGUGUCAAUAUUCGUCAGUCAAGCAUCGACUUCAUUUCGGACCCAGAAAGAUAUGGAUUUGUUACGGCAAAGGUAGCAUGUUGUGGGCAAGGACCGUACAAUGGAAUUGGACUAUGCACACCGAGGUCGAAUUUGUGUCCUAACAGAGAUAUAUACGCGUUUUGGGAUCCUUUCCAUCCAUCAGAGAAAGCAAACCGAAUCAUCGUGCAGCAAAUUAUGACGGGCUCUACGGACUACAUUUCACCCAUGAACCUCAGCACAAUUAUGGCUUUGGAUGCUAUGGCGAAUGUUUAAUGUUACCAUUGAUUUCUUAAUGAAUUCAUGUUUCUAUACCAUUCAUCUAUUGCAUUUCAUAGAAUUGGUUGUCUAAGAUUUUAUUUUUAUUGUUGAUUUUGAGUUUGGUGUUGUGUGUCCAAUAUUUUCAAGGAUUACUAAAUGUGUUAUCUUAACUA
Helianthus annuus (common sunflower) is the source of this 1360-nucleotide messenger RNA. Its product is annotated as GDSL esterase/lipase LTL1. The record is from RefSeq and is a predicted model, not a curated record. The transcript has 5 exons. Lineage: Eukaryota; Viridiplantae; Streptophyta; Magnoliopsida; Asterales; Asteraceae. Gene Ontology annotation, molecular function: hydrolase activity, acting on ester bonds. The coding region runs from base 99 to 1202 and encodes 367 amino acids.